GGCAGUUGGCUUUUUGGCGGGCUUUUUAAAUCGACCGCCUCAGCCCCAUCUCUUCACCCAGGACAGGGCUUUAAAGCCCGUUUAUUACUGUAGUUCUCCCCGCCCCCCACGGGGAAGGGUGUUUCCCUCAACACCUCCUGCAGCUGCCUUCUCCCGCACACCUUAGCUCUGGAUAGAUUACCUUUUUUUUUACCUGAACCCCAAGACAGAAAAAAUACUUCAACCCCGCCUCUCUGCAAUCACACAAGAAGAGGAGCUGGGUUUAUCAAUUGAAAGGACAGGUCUAGUCCUUUUCUUCCUCCAGCCUCACAAGUGUGUUUUCCGCAAUGGGUUCUAGUCCCACGAAACCUAGUUAAAAUGUAGACGUAACUGAAAUAAAACUUCCACAGGCUGAUCCUGGAAUAGUUAAUACACGGUUGCUUGUUUGGAUAUUGUGAAAGCAAUGAAGAGGAAUUUAACUGACAACUCAACUCGUAGUGCAGCAGGUUGUUUUCCUGUGCCACUGUUCAAUCAGAGAAAAAGGAAUAGACAGCCCCUAACUUCAAAUCCGCUUAAAAAUGAGCCAAGUACAAGUUCCACGACGCAUAGCUAUGACUUUUCUCCCACAACAAUGGAAUCAGGCUGGAAAGUUGCAAAGCCAGAGGUCCCUCAGCUACAGAAAACAGUACACAGUGGAGCAGAAGAAAAGAAUAUCAACACAAGGGUUUGGAACAGAAAUAAGUAUAUGCCUCUAAACAGCACAUCAGAUUUAAUAUCUGAUAGUGAAAUAAUUCAGAAGUUUGACAAAAUUUCCAAUACUUUGAGAACUGUUCAGCAGCACAAACCUGACCAUAAGGCAUCACAGCAUGCAGAGACAACAGAAACGGGACAAAUGGACUCUGUCACAGCACAGCGGUCAGUUAAACCGAGCACCACGUCAAGAAGUUUACAGGAUCAUAGUCUGGCAUAUAAAUUUAAACGCAAUUUUCCACAAAGUAAAGUUAAUGACAAACAGUUUGAUCAUGUCCCAGAAGACAACACUAUUCAGAAAGUUCCAGCAAACCACUUAAAACUUAAAGAAAAGGACAAUUCUCUGAGAAUUAUAUCAGUAGUUAUUGAGAGUAUGAAGCACUGGAGCCAGUACACUUAUAAAACUCCACUACUGUUUGAAGUGCUAGGCACACUUGAUUCUGCAGUCACACCUGGAGCAUUUGGAGCAAAGAAUUUUCUUUUGAGAGAUAAAAAGGAGAGUCUGACAUGUGUAUUUUAUGAAAUUGAUCGGGAGCUUCCAAGAUUAAUUAGAGGUCGAGUGCACAGGUGCAUGGGAAACUACGACACAAAAAAGAACAUCUUUAAGUGUGUUUCUGUAAGACCUGCAACGCUUGCAGAACAGCAGACUUUCCACGAAUUUGUCAGGAUCACAGAUGUCGAGAUGGGAGAAUAUGUAAAAACAAUGAAUGAAGUUUAAAGUAAUUCUAAUUCCCGUAGUAGUUUAGAGUUGAGAUUAGACUCUUGUUGAUCUGUUAGCAUACCUGCUGCAUAUCUUGACACAUUUAACAAAGCUCCUUUCAGCAGUAUAGGCAACACUUAAAAGUACUGUCAUACUGUGUGCUAUAUAAAAAUGAAAAUAUCAUUCUGGUUUGUCUUGGCAUAUCCUCAUUUAUCUGUCAUGGAUUUUUGUUGUGCAAUGUAUUAUAUUGUACUGAAAGAAACUGAUGAAAAUUAAAAC
Alligator sinensis (Chinese alligator) is the source of this 1708-nucleotide messenger RNA. RefSeq names its product spermatogenesis associated 22 (gene SPATA22). The coding region runs from base 443 to 1447 and encodes 334 amino acids. The record is from RefSeq and is a predicted model, not a curated record. The transcript is spliced from 8 exons. Lineage: Eukaryota; Metazoa; Chordata; Crocodylia; Alligatoridae. Gene Ontology annotation, biological process: meiotic DNA repair synthesis; homologous chromosome pairing at meiosis; regulation of meiotic cell cycle.